UUAAAAAAAAACCGGAUUAAGUAAAAUACAGAUAGAUACCUGUACCUUCUACCAAAAGAAACAAAUACAGCUAGUAUUGUAAAGAGAUCACAAAGUUGUAGUAAACUAGAAAUAUGUUCACGAAAGAGAAAUUAAAAGAUCUGGCUCCCAUCGCCAUUCCCCAUGGCCCACCGGUGGAGGCUGUUGAUGAAUACUUCAAGUCGAAGAUGGAAAGCGGGAAUAUGGUUAAAAAAUAUCCAGUAUGGGACGUGGCCCGUCCCACGCCUCAAGUCCUCAUGGAGCAGGCGCGACGAGACCUCAUGGACGCCGAAGAGAAGCUCGCUGAAAAGCGCGAGGAAGAGAAGAGGAACCGUCUCAUCAUGGACGAGAAGUGGAAGGACUUGAGGGAAAAAGAACUACUGUUGAAGGAGUCUUUUAUCAGCUUCAAUAAGUUCAUUAGAGAAAACCAAGAAAAACGUGAUCGUGCAGAACGCAAGAUGGAGGCGGAUACUGAAGUUCUGGAGCGUAAGACAAAAGAGACGGAAGCCAUGAGGCAGCGUGUCGCUGAGAUGGAAGAAGUGAAGCAGCUAAUGGAGCAGCAAGUCAAGGAAUAUACUAUUUACGAGGACUACCUCAUGUCAAUCGUGCACGCGUACCCAGAAUUCAAGCAACCUCUGGAUGUUUUGAAUCGCUAUGAAGCAUUAGCUGCCGCCAAAAGCACGUUGGCUGAUCGUCAAGAGCGAGAUCUGGAGAUGUUGGAAAACGCUCGUCAGGAGAUUGCAGCUCUCACCGAGGAGAAGAAGCUCUUCAUCAUGGGGCUGAAUAACACGCUCGCUAAUCUGAGAUGGCGCUAUGAUAAAGUAAGGAACCGGGUAAUCAAAUGGGAGCUAGCACUCAACCGUCUCAAAGAAACAGCUGCCAAACGCCACGUGGAAUUAUGUCAUGUCCGUUCAGCGAUAUGGAGUCUCUAUGUGAAGAUAUGCAAGCACAAGGGUCUGACUGUUAACAUAAAGAAGAGUGAUUUCGAACAGCAAUUGGUUGUGAUAAUGAGAGCAUUGCUGGAGUUGAGGAGAAUUUAUAGAAUCGCGCAGAGGCGAUCCAAGGAGAAAGAGGCGGAAUCGGGCCAAAUUUAAUAAUUAAA
Messenger RNA from Hyposmocoma kahamanoa, 1120 nucleotides. Its product is annotated as coiled-coil domain-containing protein 42 homolog. The coding region runs from base 114 to 1112 and encodes 332 amino acids. Lineage: Eukaryota; Metazoa; Arthropoda; Insecta; Lepidoptera; Cosmopterigidae. The transcript has 7 exons. The record is from RefSeq and is a predicted model, not a curated record.